AUGACGAACUCUACUGUGCAGAUAGCAUUGAAGAACAACACGACUUCUUCAAAUGCAUUUGCUUACAUUACUGGGCUGGACUUGAACCAGAAUAAUGUCCCACUCCUCAUACAAGCCGACGGCCAGACUGUCUACAACCCAGUAUCGCCUUCAGCGACACUUCAGCCUCUGGCCGUUGAUUGUGCCAUAUCUCUUGGAGCCCCGGGAUCAACGACGACUGUGACCAUCCCACGCAUCGCCGGAGGUCGCAUCUGGUUCUGCCUAAACGGCAAGCUCACCUUUCUCGUGAACCCAGGCCCGGCCCUCGUUGAGCCCAGCGUCACCAACCCUAGCGAUCCCAACUACAACCUGUUCUGGGGAUUCUGCGAGUUCACCUUCAAUGAAUAUCAGCUCUUUGUAAACAUCAGCUACGUCGACUUUGUCAGCUUACCUAUUGCGCUCAAUCUGCUCAAUGAGAGUGGUGCUGUCCAGUCCGUGACAGGAUUGGCGUCUGGUGGCCUCGAUGCUGUCUGCACCAAGCUGAUAGCUCAGGAUAAUAGCGAUCACGCCGGCUGGAGCCAGCUCAUCGUGAAGGCGCCGGGUGGUUCCAACUUGCGUGCGCUGAGCCCCAACAGUGGCAUCGUAAUGAACAAUAGCCUGUUCAAUGGAUACUAUCAGUCAUAUGUCGACUCUGUAUGGCAGAAAUACUCGUCCGAGACCUUGACGGUCAAUACGCAAGCCCAGUGGGGUAAUGUGACUGGUAAAGUCGUCAGUGGGAAUCUCACUUUUGAUGGUGUUGGAUCCUUUGCUCAGCCGUCUUCUGCCGACAUAUUCUCAUGCAGCACCGGACCCUUUGGCAACUACCAGGAUAAUGUGGCCGAGAUGGGCGCCAUUGGUGCUCGACUCGCCGCCGCCUUCAAUCGCUCCACGUUGCUGAUCAACUCGCAGCAGCCCGAGGGAGAGCAAGUGAGCAAUUACUAUCAGAAUGCCAUCACGAACCACUACUCGCGAAUCUGCCACGAGACCAACACAGAUCUCAGGGGCUACGCCUUCCCCUACGAUGAUGUCGGUCCCUCGAGCGGCGGUGACCAGUCCGGAAGUGUCUUUGACGGUGCACCUUCGUUGCUGACCGUGACGCUCGGCGGUGUCAGCUCGACAGCCUCGACUAGUAAUAGCGCGGCUGCGGCUACGAAUGAGCAGCAGAAGGUGGUCCAGAAAGAGCAGCCGCAGGCGCCGCCAGCCCCUACGCCCUCAGCCGGGACCAGGGAACGGAGAAGGUCGGCUUUUGAUGGGUUCAGGAAAUGGCAGUCACUCCUCAAGCAGAAGUUUGCCAACGCCAAGUGA
Pestalotiopsis fici W106-1 is the source of this 1323-nucleotide messenger RNA. RefSeq lists its product as uncharacterized. The coding region runs from base 1 to 1323 and encodes 440 amino acids. NCBI's taxonomy places the organism in Eukaryota, Fungi, Ascomycota, Sordariomycetes, Amphisphaeriales, Sporocadaceae. The record is from RefSeq and is a predicted model, not a curated record. The transcript has a single exon.